AGUUUAUUAAAAUAUUCAAAUAAAUUCAUAUCAUAAAAAUAUGUAAUCCUGGUAAACUUGUGCAUUAUCUGGUGAAUUAAUAGAAACACCAGUAAUAUCUAAAGUGAGUGGACAUAUAUAUGAAAAAAGAUUGAUUGAGAAACAUAUUGAAAGUACAGGUACAUGUCCAAUUACAGGAAGACCUUUGAAUUAAGAUGAUCUAAUUGAAGUAAGAUUAUAAUUUUUAAAUAUAAAGGUAAAAGUAGCCAAAGUUCAAAAACCAAGACCAGUUACAGCUACAUCAAUACCUUCAUUACUUUCUCUUUUGCAAAAUGAAUGGGAUGCUUUAUUAUUAGAGCAAUUUCAAUUGAAAUAACAUUUAGAAUAAGUAAGACAUGAAUUAACACAUGCAUUAUAUUAACAUGAUGCAGCAUGUCGUGUGAUAGCAAAACUUAUAAAAGAAAGAGAUCAAGCUAGAAUAGAAUUAGUGCAAUUACAAAAUAAAUUAAAUCAUAAAGUAGAAGUAGAAACUAAUAAUAUUCCUGAAAAAUUAUCGAUUAAUUAUGUAAAUGAUAUAGAAUAAAAUGCAUUAAAAUUAACAAGCUAAAGAAAGCUUUUAAGAAAGUAAUAAUCUUACUUUGAUUAAUUUCCUAGUUCUCAAGUACUUUUAUUCAAUAUAAUUUAGAUUUUAUCAAAUUAUGAAAUUAAAUAAUAACACACUUAAACUUAAGGUGGUACUUCAUUAGAUAUAUAAUCAAAUUAUAUAGUAGUAGGAGGAUAAACUGGUUUAGUUUCACUUUAUCGUUCUGAAUAACUUGUAUAUUAGAAUUAAUAAAAUAAUCAAAAAAUUAAUUCAAUUAACUUUUUCAUAACUGAUGAACAUUUGAGAUUUGUAUCAUCAACUUCAGAUGGAGAUUUAGUUCUUUAUUAAUUCAAUACUGAAACUAUUGAAGGUAUUAUAACUUCAACCAUAAAGAUUGGAUAAAAUAUUACUGAUUUAGCAAUUCAUCCACUUGGCUUUAUUGCUGUCAUAGUUACUUCUGAAGGUCUCCUGUUAUUUUACGAUUUAAGAUCUGGUUAAUAAAUUAGCAAAAUUACUGAUUUUGAAGGCUAAUGCUAAUUUACAUCUGUAGCAAUUCAUCCAGAUGGUUUAUUGUUAGCUAUAGGAUAAGCUAAUUCAUAAAUUAAAAUAUGGAAAAUUACAUCUGGAUAAUUGGUUGCCUAAUUUGAAGGAUAAGAAGUAAAUCUAAAUUAUAAAUAUAUUAGGGAUCAAUUAAUCAAGUUACUUUCUCUGAAAAUGGAGUUAAUUUAGCAUCAGCCACUCUAACUGAAGUCUUUUAAUGGGAUCUAAGAAAUCCUGGUCAAUUCUAAAAAUUGUUUCAAUCAUCAAAAAUAAGUUAUUAUUACAUCAUAUUCUUUAGGUACCAUUUCUUAUGAUAAAUCUGGAGCCUAUUUAGCUAUAGGUGAAAAUAAAUAUAUACAUUUAUUUGAUGUUAAAAAGUAAUAAGAAUUUUUCAAAUUCGAAAGCCAUAGGGAUACUAUAACAGCUAUUAAGUAACUUUUCAAACUUAAUUUAGAUUUGCUGAAUUUAAUAAAAAUAUUUACAGCUGUAGUUUUGAUAAAUAAGUAAACAUCUAUGGUAAUUGA
This is a messenger RNA of Paramecium sonneborni, 1626 nucleotides long. The record is from the annotation of a GenBank genome assembly. Lineage: Eukaryota; Ciliophora; Oligohymenophorea; Peniculida; Parameciidae.